Molecule: messenger RNA, 801 nt
Organism: Saccharomycopsis crataegensis
Lineage: Eukaryota; Fungi; Ascomycota; Saccharomycetes; Ascoideales; Saccharomycopsidaceae
Gene: CAT5
Product: putative monooxygenase CAT5
Exons: 1
Coding region: 1-801 (266 amino acids)
Biological process (GO): ubiquinone biosynthetic process
Cellular component (GO): mitochondrial inner membrane
Molecular function (GO): 3-demethoxyubiquinol 3-hydroxylase activity
Source: RefSeq, a predicted model, not a curated record
AUGAGUAGUCUACUAAGAUGCAAUAGAUUGGGAUCAAAGGGGAGAUUUUUCCCCAGUAAACAGUUCUCCACCCUUACAAAAAUAUCACAACAAGUGGCCCAGGAAAAGGAAUCAAAAUUAACCGAAGUAUCGCAGCGUGAGGCCAAGGCCAAAGCUGAAAAGGAAGCAUUGCUUAAGGGGAAGAAAUUCGUCAAUUUCAACGGUUCUCAACAGGAUUUUCUUAAUAAAGUGAUAAGAGUGGAUCAAGCUGGAGAAUUGGGGGCCAAUUACAUUUACCAAGGUCAAAUGUUUGCAUUGGUUGCCAAAUAUCCCCAUUUAAGACCAGUGUUGAAGCACAUGUGGGAACAGGAGGUGUAUCAUCAUAAUACUUUUAAUGCUUUACAGGUACGUCACAGGGUUAGACCUUCUUUGUUGACGCCGAUUUGGAAAGUGGGAGCCAUGGGGAUUGGGUUUGUGACCGGGGCGAUUUCCAAAGAAGCUGCUAUGGCAUGUACCGUGGCGGUCGAGACGGUUAUCGGAGGUCAUUAUAAUGAACAAUUGAGAACAUUAAUGAAUGAUUAUGGCAAUAUUGAUCUUAAGGAUAUGGCCGCAGGUGGGGCGAUCAUCGAGAACCAAGGGGGUUUAGUAAGUGACGAGCUUGAACGGUUGAAAGCAACAAUCAAGGAGUUCAGAGACCAAGAAUUGGAACAUUUGGAUACUGCUAUUGAACAUGAUGCCGAAAGCGCAGUGCCAUACAAGGUGAUCACCGAAGUCAUCAAGGCAAUCUGCCGAGUGUCUAUCUGGACUGCGGAGAAACUUUAG